Messenger RNA from Phyllostomus hastatus (greater spear-nosed bat), 11675 nucleotides. RefSeq names its product myosin VA (gene MYO5A). The record is from RefSeq and is a predicted model, not a curated record. Lineage: Eukaryota; Metazoa; Chordata; Mammalia; Chiroptera; Phyllostomidae. Gene Ontology annotation, molecular function: actin filament binding; ATP binding; microfilament motor activity. The transcript is spliced from 42 exons. Bases 275 to 5914 code for a protein of 1879 amino acids. Gene Ontology annotation, cellular component: myosin complex; cytoplasm; actin cytoskeleton. Gene Ontology annotation, biological process: actin filament organization; vesicle transport along actin filament.
CAGCAUCACCGGCCGCCGAGGGGGCUGCGGCGGCGACUCCGCGGACGCUGGGCACGCGGAGCGCUCGAAGCUGCUGUGGGUGAGACCCGGACUGAUGGCGAGGCUCCGGCGGGCCGCCCGCGCCUGAGGCGCCGCGCCCCGCCCCGCCCGGCCCCGCCUGCCCAGCCCUGCGCCCGACGGCGGCAGCCUGGGCGCUUCCUAGUCCGCGCGGGCGGCAGCCCAGGCGAGGUGCGGCCUCCGCUCAAGCGUGGGGCAUCGACACCGCGGGCUCGCCAUGGCCGCGUCCGAGCUCUACACAAAGUUUGCCAGGGUUUGGAUACCUGAUCCUGAGGAAGUCUGGAAGUCAGCAGAGCUGCUCAAAGAUUAUAAGCCUGGAGAUAAAGUCCUGUUGCUUCAGCUUGAGGAAGGAAAGGAUUUGGAAUAUCGUCUCGAUCCAAAGACCAAGGAACUGCCUCACUUAAGAAACCCUGACAUACUCGUGGGUGAAAAUGACCUCACGGCCCUCAGCUAUCUUCAUGAGCCUGCUGUGCUCCACAAUCUCAGAGUCCGCUUUAUUGAUUCCAAACUUAUUUAUACAUAUUGUGGUAUAGUCCUAGUUGCUAUAAAUCCUUAUGAACAGCUGCCUAUUUAUGGCGAAGAUAUUAUCAAUGCAUAUAGUGGUCAGAACAUGGGUGAUAUGGAUCCACAUAUCUUUGCAGUUGCUGAAGAAGCUUAUAAGCAAAUGGCCAGAGAUGAACGAAAUCAGUCGAUCAUUGUAAGUGGAGAGUCUGGAGCAGGAAAAACAGUCUCAGCUAAGUACGCUAUGCGAUACUUUGCAACUGUAAGUGGUUCUGCCAGUGAAGCCAAUGUUGAAGAAAAGGUCUUGGCCUCCAACCCCAUCAUGGAGUCAAUUGGAAAUGCUAAGACAACCAGGAAUGAUAAUAGCAGCCGUUUUGGGAAGUAUAUUGAGAUUGGUUUUGAUAAGAGAUAUCGAAUCAUUGGUGCCAAUAUGAGAACUUACCUUUUAGAAAAAUCCCGAGUGGUGUUCCAGGCAGAAGAGGAAAGAAACUAUCAUAUCUUUUAUCAACUUUGUGCCUCAGCAAAGUUACCUGAAUUUAAGAUGCUCCGAUUAGGAAAUGCAAAUCACUUUCAUUACACCAAGCAAGGUGGCAGUCCUGUAAUUGAAGGAGUUGACGAUGCCAAGGAGAUGGCACAUACCAGGCAGGCCUGCACUUUGCUAGGAAUUAGUGAAUCUUAUCAGAUGGGAAUUUUCCGAAUACUUGCUGGCAUUCUUCACUUAGGCAACGUUGGAUUUACAUCUCGAGAUUCAGACAGCUGUACAAUACCUCCCAAGCAUGAACCUCUCAGCAUCUUCUGUGACCUCAUGGGCGUGGACUAUGAGGAGAUGUGUCACUGGCUCUGCCACCGGAAGCUGGCUACUGCCACGGAGACAUACAUCAAGCCCAUCUCCAAGCUGCAGGCUACGAAUGCCCGUGAUGCUUUGUCCAAGCACAUCUAUGCCAAGCUCUUUAACUGGAUUGUAGAUCAUGUCAAUCAGGCUCUCCAUUCCGCUGUCAAACAGCACUCCUUUAUUGGUGUGCUGGACAUUUAUGGAUUUGAAACAUUUGAGAUAAACAGUUUUGAACAGUUUUGCAUAAAUUAUGCAAAUGAAAAACUACAGCAACAAUUCAAUAUGCAUGUCUUCAAAUUAGAACAAGAAGAAUAUAUGAAGGAACAAAUCCCAUGGACUCUCAUAGAUUUUUAUGAUAAUCAGCCUUGCAUUAAUCUUAUAGAGUCUAAGCUGGGCAUUCUAGAUUUGCUGGAUGAGGAAUGCAAAAUGCCUAAAGGCACAGAUGACACUUGGGCCCAAAAAUUGUACAACACACAUUUGAACAAAUGUGCACUCUUUGAAAAACCUCGUCUAUCAAACAAAGCUUUCAUCAUUCAACAUUUUGCUGACAAAGUGGAAUACCAGUGUGAAGGCUUUCUGGAAAAGAAUAAAGACACUGUUUUUGAGGAACAAAUUAAAGUUCUUAAAUCAAGCAAGUUUAAGAUGCUACCAGAAUUAUUUCAAGAUGAUGAGAAGGCCAUUAGUCCAACCUCAGCCACCUCUUCAGGGCGUACGCCCCUCACUCGCCUUUCUGCAAAGCCCACCAAAGGUCGACCAGGUCAGACGGCCAAAGAGCACAAGAAAACGGUGGGGCACCAGUUCCGAAAUUCCCUUCAUCUGCUAAUGGAGACCCUCAAUGCCACCACCCCUCAUUAUGUGCGCUGUAUUAAGCCUAAUGAUUUCAAGUUCCCAUUCACGUUUGAUGAGAAGAGGGCAGUACAGCAGCUGAGAGCAUGUGGUGUCCUGGAGACCAUCCGAAUCAGUGCGGCAGGGUUCCCCUCACGGUGGACUUACCAAGAAUUUUUCAGCCGUUACCGUGUCCUAAUGAAGCAGAAAGAUGUACUGAGUGACAGAAAGCAGACAUGUAAGAAUGUAUUAGAGAAACUGAUUCUGGACAAGGACAAAUACCAGUUUGGUAAGACAAAGAUCUUUUUCCGUGCCGGUCAAGUGGCCUACCUAGAAAAAUUGAGGGCAGACAAGCUGAGGGCUGCCUGUAUUCGGAUCCAGAAGACAAUCCGAGGGUGGCUGCUGCGGAAGAAGUACCUGCGCAUGCGGAAGGCAGCCAUCACUGUGCAGAGAUAUGUGCGAGGCUACCAGGCCCGAUGCUACGCUAAGUUCCUGCGCAGAACCAAGGCAGCCACCGUCAUUCAGAAGUACUGGCGCAUGUAUGUAGCCCACAGGAAGUAUAAAAUUACACGAGCUGCCACUAUUGUUCUUCAGUCUUAUUUGCGAGGCUACUUGGCUAGAAAUAGGUAUCGCAAGAUACUCCGUGAGCACAAAGCAGUCAUCAUUCAGAAGUGGGUCCGGGGCUGGCUGGCUCGCACCUACUACAAGAAGACCAUGCAUGCCAUCAUUUACCUUCAGUGUUGCUUUCGGCGGAUGAUGGCCAAGCGUGAGCUGAAGAAGCUCAAGAUCGAGGCCCGCUCUGUGGAACGCUAUAAGAAACUCCACAUCGGCAUGGAGAACAAGAUUAUGCAGCUACAGCGCAAAGUUGAUGAGCAGAACAAAGACUACAAAUGCCUCAUGGAGAAAUUGACCAAUCUGGAAGGAACAUACAACUCUGAGACUGAAAAACUACGAAGUGACUUAGAACGUCUUCAACUAAGUGAGGAGGAAGCUAAGAUUGCCACUGGAAGGGUUCUCAGUCUACAGGAAGAAAUCGCCAAGCUCCGGAAAGACCUGGAACAAACUCGGUCAGAGAAAAAAUCCAUUGAGGAACGUGCAGAUAAAUACAAACAAGAAACUGAGCAGCUGGUAUCAGUUCUGAAGGAAGAAAAUACUUUGCUGAAGCAGGAAAAAGAGGCCCUCAAUCACCUCAUUGUGGAACAGGCUAAGGAGAUGACAGAGACUAUGGAAAAGAAGUUAGUAGAAGAAACAAAACAACUGGAACUUGAUCUUAAUGAUGAAAGGCUGAGAUAUCAGAACCUUCUGAAUGAGUUUAGUCGCUUAGAAGAACGAUAUGAUGACCUCAAGGAAGAGAUGGCUCUGAUGGUGAAUGUGCCGAAGCCUGGACACAAGAGAACAGACUCUACCCACAGCAGCAACGAGUCCGAAUACACCUUUAGCUCUGAAAUUGCAGAAACUGAAGACAUUCCAUUGAGGACAGAGGAGCCAAGUGAGAAGAAGGUACCUUUGGAUAUGUCAUUGUUCCUCAAGCUCCAGAAGCGGGUCACAGAGCUGGAGCAAGAGAAGCAGAUGAUGCAGGAUGAGCUGGACCGCAAGGAGGAGCAGGUGCUCCGCAGCAAGGCAAAGGAAGAAGAACGACCACAAAUCAGAGGUGCAGAACUGGAAUAUGAGUCACUCAAGCGUCAAGAACUGGAAUCAGAAAACAAAAAACUGAAAAAUGAGCUAAAUGAAUUACGCAAGGCCCUUAGUGAGAAAAGUGCCCCCGAGGUGACCGCUCCGGGUGCACCAGCGUACCGUGUCCUCAUGGAGCAGCUGACCUCCGUGAGUGAGGAGCUAGAUGUCCGCAAGGAGGAAGUCCUCAUCUUGAGGUCUCAGCUGGUGAGCCAGAAAGAGGCCAUCCAACCCAAGGAUGACAAGAAUACAAUGACAGAUUCCACAAUACUUUUGGAAGAUGUACAGAAAAUGAAAGAUAAAGGCGAAAUAGCACAAGCAUACAUUGGUUUGAAAGAAACAAACAGAUCAUCUGUGGAUUUCCAUGAGCUGAAUGAGGAUGGAGAGCUGUGGCUGGUUAAUGAAGGGUUAAAACAAACCAACAGGCUCCUGGAAUCCCAGCUCCAGUCUCAGAAGAGGAGCCACGAGAACGAGGCCGAAGCCCUCCGUGGGGAGAUCCAAAGCCUGAAGGAAGAGAACAACCGGCAGCAGCAGCUGCUGGCCCAGAACCUGCAGCUGCCCCCGGAGGCCCGCAUUGAGGCCAGCCUGCAGCAUGAGAUCACCCGGCUGACCAACGAGAAUUUGUAUUUUGAGGAAUUACAUGCAGAUGACCCUAAGAAGUAUCAAUCAUAUCGGAUUUCACUUUACAAACGGAUGAUUGAUUUGAUGGAGCAACUUGAAAAACAAGAUAAGACUGUACGGAAACUGAAAAAACAACUGAAAGUUUUUGCCAAAAAAAUUGGUGAACUAGAAGUGGGCCAGAUGGAGACCAUAUCCCCAGGGCAGAUCAUUGAUGAGCCCAUCCGUCCAGUCAACAUCCCCAGGAAAGAGAAGGAUUUCCAAGGAAUGCUGGAGUACAAGAAGGAGGAUGAGCAAAAGCUUGUUAAAAACCUGAUUCUGGAGCUGAAGCCACGUGGUGUAGCAGUCAAUUUGAUUCCAGGGUUACCAGCAUAUAUCCUAUUUAUGUGUGUUCGACAUGCUGACUACCUGAAUGACGAUCAGAAAGUAAGGUCGUUGCUAACAUCGACAAUUAACAGCAUCAAAAAAGUAUUAAAGAAAAGAGGUGAUGAUUUUGAAACUGUUUCCUUCUGGCUCUCUAACACUUGCCGAUUUUUGCACUGUUUGAAGCAGUACAGCGGAGAAGAGGGCUUCAUGAAGCACAACACGUCGCGCCAGAAUGAACACUGCCUCACCAACUUCGACCUGGCUGAGUACCGGCAGGUGCUAAGUGACUUGGCCAUUCAGAUCUACCAGCAGCUGGUGCGGGUGUUGGAGAACAUCCUUCAGCCCAUGAUCGUCUCAGGCAUGCUGGAGCAUGAGACCAUUCAGGGUGUGUCCGGGGUGAAGCCCACCGGGCUACGGAAGCGCACCUCCAGCAUCGCUGACGAGGGCACCUACACACUGGACUCCAUCCUCCGGCAGCUCAACUCCUUCCAUUCGGUCAUGUGUCAGCACGGCAUGGACCCUGAGCUGAUCAAGCAGGUGGUCAAGCAGAUGUUCUACAUCGUGGGGGCCAUCACGCUGAACAACCUCCUCCUGCGAAAGGACAUGUGCUCCUGGAGUAAAGGCAUGCAGAUCAGGUACAAUGUCAGUCAACUGGAAGAGUGGCUGCGUGACAAGAAUCUGAUGAACAGUGGGGCUAAAGAAACCCUGGAACCUCUCAUUCAGGCUGCUCAGCUUCUGCAGGUGAAAAAGAAAACAGAUGACGACGCCGAGGCCAUCUGCUCCAUGUGCAAUGCUUUAACCACCGCCCAGAUCGUCAAAGUGUUGAAUUUGUACACGCCGGUGAAUGAGUUUGAAGAAAGAGUUUCCGUGUCAUUUAUCCGUACUAUACAGAUGCGUUUACGAGACAGGAAAGACUCUCCUCAGCUGCUCAUGGAUGCUAAACACAUCUUUCCUGUCACCUUUCCUUUUAACCCGUCCUCCCUUGCACUAGAAACCAUACAGAUUCCAGCCAGCCUGGGCCUGGGGUUCAUAUCCCGAGUCUGAAAGUGAUGUCAAGGCAAACAGUGACAAUACUUUUCUUGCCUGAAAUAAGAACCCACUAUUUCCAGUGAGCUCCUGAAAACACAUUUGUAAAGAAAACACAGUGGUCAGCUUCUAGACAAGAGGUCAUUAAUUUGCAUCACCUUGGAAAGAAAGUUACGCUCCUUUGUAGCAACACUCCCCGGUGACUUGUUAGGCAUCCUGAGUUUAUGUGCAGGAGAAUGGCAGAAGGAAGGGAAAAAUGUGUCUUCAGCUGCUAGCAUUUAUUUUAAAUCUUCAGCACUGCAUCUAAAUGGUAUAAAAAAACAUAAAUUCUAGAUAUGAGCUGAUGUUAGCAAGGUACCAACGGAAACCCCCCUCUGUGAUAACCAGAAGAAAAAUCAAUAUUGAGUACAUAUCCUAUCAGUUUAGGAAUCAAUGUUGAUGUUGUCAAACUGGAUCCAAGAAAUAAACUGGCAAUAUGUAUAGUAGUUAGUAAAGUAACUCUCUUAUAUGUGUCAUUAUGACGUAGAGGUGUAAAAAGAAUGCUGGUUUGCUAUAUAGCAUAGAAGUCCAUUUGUACUGUAGCUUCCUGAGCAUUUUAAAUUGCUGCUACAUACUGUGUUCUUUAAAAUGUAAGUGAUUGAUAGAUACUCUUAUUAGGUACUACAACAAUAAGCUUCUCGUUUAUCAGUUUUGUUUACAAUUCAAUCAGAUCACAGUUUCAACUGGAUUGUGUGCAAAUAUCUGCAGAUCCCCUAUACGCGUAGCAGACACUGGAAAGUCACGUAGUAAUAAAUGUUAGACUUUGAGGGGUGGGAUUCGACAGGACGGCAACUGUUGCUGCCAUGACUUUUUCAGGACGCGUUGCACCGAUGUGCUCAUCGUUUCUCCCUGGGCGGGUAUCACAGCAGGUGUGGUGUUCUGUGAAGUGACUUAUUUUUAGUUCCCAGAGCUGGCUCCCGCAGUGCAUAUAUUCAGCCCUGACAGGUUUUCUUUCUUCUUAAUUUAUUAAGAAUUCGUCUCAGUCACUAUCUAGAGAACAUUGUCAGCGUAUUCAUGAUUCAGGUCUUAAAAACCUUGAUUAUCCUAUAAAUUAAGCAAAAGAAGUAUAAUAAAUAUGAUUCCAUUUUUUUAGGCUUGCAACUUCUAUACAUGUUCUCAGUACUACUAGAUACUUUAAAGAGCAUCCAUCAGGUUAGAAAUACUUUGACAUAGAUAAGAAAUAGAAGAAGAUUGCUGAAUUUUACAGAGGAUUUGGCUCGAUAAGACCCAGAUUCUAUGUUUUUAUUCUGAAACUCCAAUUAAAUGUAUUCUGCAUUUUUUCUUAGAUAUCUUAUACAAUAAAUCUUUCAAGUUGUGCAAAAGCAAAUUCAUUAGAAACUCUGGUUCUGCAUUACAAUCAUAGAUUUAUAUAAUUUAACUCCUAGAUGGUUUAUAAAAAUGACAUUUUAUUAAAAUAUGUGCAAUAUUAUUGAUGGAAGUCAAAACAAUUUCGAAUCAAUGAUAAAGAUUGUUAUUAAAAGAUAAAUACUGUCUGUUAACUUAUUUGGGCCUCAAAUUCCUCUUUUACACAGUAAGAGGGUUGGACAGCCAAGUCCUAAGGUCCCUUCCGUGUCUAACAUCCUCUCCUCUCCGAGCUUGGUUCCUAGAGAAAUGGGCUGAGUUCCUCAGUAUGUUUAUGCAAAGACCAGUAUUUGGUGCCCGUUAAGUCUGAGGGGUUAAUAAAAUGUAGUGUCACAAAUCUGUGAAGCUAUAGCCGCCUUCAGUGUACAUGAUUUAUGUCCAUGCUUUUAGAAAGUUACAUUUUGGUAAUUUUUAUUGUUAUGUACUGCUGUAUUCAGUUUGUAUACAUUUAUUUAUUUGCAAAACUAACCCAAACACUACUAAUUCAUUCAGGUUCUCUCAAUUUUGCCAGGUUUGUCAAUGUGGCUUUUGAUGAACUCAUAACCAUUUGGUUAGUACUGAAUGUGUCAUAGUUUAAGAGCAUGGAUGGGACUUGGGUGGGGAAAUGCUUAAACAGACAGUGCCUCCAUGGUGUCCACGGUCCACCUCUGGCCCAGAAACCUCCCAGCCCUCCCAGCUCAGUGCUGUGUCACGUGUCCCAUGCACGUCCUCAGUCUCGUCAGGUCUUCAGGGUCACUCUGGGGCUCCCACUGCCAUCGCAGCUCUUUCUCUUACCCCUAGACAACUCGUAUACUGAAGUGUCUCUAGUCUGGGCCUGUGUCUGUCUCCUGAGUGCUGUCUCUGCUGAAAGGGCUGCAGCUUCCUCCAAGCCCUGCUCGGAAUCCCAGGUAGGGGUCUGGAUUAUCUUCUCUUAGCAGCCUGAAGAUACUUAGUCACAACUAGAGCACCCUACCAGCAGGGACCCCCACAGCCCGCUAAUGACCCUGUGUGCUACUUGAGGAUGCAGCAAUAUUCCGCUGACUCUGGGAAUCCUUUGGCCACUUUGAGGACUGCACACCCUUCCUUCUGUCCAUCCACACUUUCUCUUGCAGCUUCAAGCACACCUCCAGCAGCCUUUCACCCACCCAUUUAUCUGUUCACUCUUCCCCUCCCUCCCGCAAACUCGCUGUCCCAUCACCAGCCUACUUCCUGAUCUGACUGCUGCAGUCAGUGGGUGGAGUCAGUCCUCAGCCGCCCCCAGCCUGCCUGGUGGCUUCCUUUCCGGCCAAUCUUAGUACAAUUUCUUCUUACUUCUCUCGUACAUUCUUCAACAUUUUCACCAAUUUACUUUUUUAUAAUACUUCUCGGACACACAAGAGGAAUUCAAAGGAAGAUCUUGAAACAACAGCAGCUCAUUGUCUUAAUAGCCCCUUCGGAAUACUCUGCCCCCACUCCUUACCUACAGAUGCAGCUCCCACCUUGGAAUGCGAAGUUGAAAAAUUAGAGGCGGUUUCCCUUACUGCUUUUCUUCCGUUAAGGUUUUGAUCUGCCUGAGAAGAUGAAUGUGGCAUAAAGUCCAUGAAUGUGGUUUCACAAUUCCUUUGGAGGUUUUCAAUAAUCCCCAUAUACCUGACACUUCUUUUGUAGGAGCAGAAGUGCAAAUGUAUAUAUUCCAAAGCCAAUUAAAAGGAGCUUGGGGGAUUUGAAUUAGUAUGAUUUGCUUUAUUUUAAUGGAUAAUUUAGAAUUGGCUUUUUCUGAGUAUAUGUAAUGUAGAUCAAUCUUUUAAUAACUGGGGGAGGCUAUGAAAAUACUUUAUUAGAAUUUCAGUACAGUGAUUAUUGUGAGAAAUUACUUCCCUGGUGACCCUAGGUAAAGGGGCACCUGCCACUGUCCUGAGAAGAUCUCACCCAGUGUUUCUCUGUCCCUCCCUUCCCCUUCCCUCCCCCUCCCAUAAAACACUCACUCACAGAGUCACCAGUUCACAGAGUUCCCCAGGAAGCACGGUCAAGUAUCCUCUGGGUAACUUCAACUAUUCAGGAUAAAACAGAAAGCAAAAAUUACUGUUUGACCCUUAAAUUCUCUUGUUGAAAGCUGCACAGAACAGUAUCAUGCAUUGGCUAUGCUUUACUUCAGUGCGCUCUCUGUUACCUCACUGUCUCCUCACAGCAGCAUUGGAAGGUAGAAAAUGUAGCCACACUCGUCUGCUGAUAUUUGAGAGAGAGGUAAGGUCAGACUUGCCAGAGGUCCCGCAGCCCCCCAGCCAAGCCGCCUUCCCGUGUGCAGCAGUAGCAGUGUGGGCGGAAGCAGCGAGGACACUUGAACUAGUCCUGAGGUUACAUCUGUUCCCCUUGGUACCUGUGGGGUGGCCGGAUCAGCAAGAGGCGCUCCUUCUCUUUAUCAGAGUUAGCAGCUGGCAUAUGGGAACUGAGCAGUGAGCAAUACCGAGCAGCAGUUCUUUGUGCUAAUGAGAUAAAGAGCCUAGAGCCCGGUAGUUUUCCUUCCGUCAUAGUUACCGGCUAUGACUAGGUUUGACUUAAUGUAAUGAAUCAGUGCUCCCUUGGAGGGUGCAGUACUUUGUUCUUAGGUCAUUAAUUAGAAGCAGGCUGUCUCUGCCUGAUGGAAAGCAGUGAACGCCUCUCCAAAGUGAAGAGGAAGGUCACUCUCAAUACACCCCGCUCUGCCAGCCAGGGUUGUUUGAACAUCGCUGUGUGUGCAUGCUGCCAGUGUUUACUGUGGAGCUAGGAGGUGUGCUGUGUGCAUGCGUGUUAGAGAGACUGUGUAUUGCCGUGGCCUCUACUCAUGAAUAAGUGCAUUGUAAUUUCUUCUCAGGCUGUGCUGUGAGGGCCGCCUUAACCCCUGCUCCCUUCCCUCCUGGAGCUGCCUUAAGUUCUCUGCAACUUUUCCUCUGUAAGGGGACACAUUGCCUGGAGAGAAUAUCAAGCCCUGUUUCUCAAGGUUUUGUGAGGGUUUUGGUUGGGUGUGGCCUCCAACCACUAAUUCCUCUCUCCCCAGUCUGCAUGAUCCUCCCCCACCUAUUACUUCCUCCUUUCUUUUCUGCUAGUUCUAGACAGGUAUUAGCAUUCUGAGGCAGCAGCAGUCUCAGAGAGAGCCAGGGAAAUGCGGGCUUAGAAAGUGUUCCUGAGUUCAGCGGGCUCUGUGUCACAAGGAAGCAGAUGAACAUGGAGAAGAAACACAGAGAUGUUAGAGUCUGAGUGAUAUUUAAAUGGCUUGUUUUCCACUGACCUUUUCUUAAUGAAGAGUAUAACUGUAAAACUUUUCAUGGACAUUCUUUAAAAAUUUUUUUGAGAAACUGGUACAAUAAAAGAUUGAAAACAAGAAAGAGUGCUAUAAAUUCUAAUCUACUGUAUUACCCUAAAUUAAAUCAGCCUGGAGUUAGUGGAUUUUCAGUAGAUCAGGGACUAAAAAGUACUAGGUAACAUAUCUGCCAAAAUGCAUUUUAUACCUUUUUUAUUUUAUAAUUUGGUCUAGCUAAAAUGUUCAUUUGCUUAAUUUAAUGAGUGUUAUUAGAGUCAUAAAUAUCUGAAAAUGACUUUUUAAUAUUGUAAUAUUGCCUGAAAUAUUUGAAAGAAAAAUGUUUUUGAGUUGAAACUGGAAUGUAUAAUUCAAUGCUUGGUAGGUCAGUACAUUUUUAUGCAUUUUUCAAAUAUCUUAUUGUUACCAUAUGUUGUAAAAUUUUAGACUGCAUUUCAGGCUUUCUAAAUCAUUUGAGCCAUUUAAUUUUUUUCCAACAAAUGGUGAUUUUUUCCCUUUAAAUGUGGAUAUGUAUAUUGUAAUUUAUGAUUCUUAGUUAUGUAUUUUUGUGGAAUCCUGGAAGUAACGUUGACUUUUUUGUGUCUUGGAAAUUUAAAUUGCUCUAACAGUGUUGCACAGAAAUGAGUUCAUGACACUUAACACUGUAUUUUAAUUAUUAACUUUAAUUGUUCAUUGACUGUGAGAUGGAUAUGCUUUUUAACUAAAAUGAAAUCGAACAUUGCAAUUUUCCAAAUAGUUUUUCUUGUCGGACCUGGCAAAGGAAUUCUACUUUGAGCUACACAGAAAAACAAACUACAGCUCAUCUUUUAAAAGUUCUUAGGUACAGUAUUCAUCCAUGAAAAAGGAAGCAGCGGUACUGAAAAAUGAAAGGCAUUAUCAACCCACUCCAGUUUUAAACAGAACCCAUCCCAGCAUAUCUCACAUGGACUUUUUAAAAAUAAGUUAAUAAUUCACCUCAUAUCAACAAAAGAUGUCAACUAGUGCUAAGAUGAAAACCAAAACAAAAUCAGAUUGACAUUUAAGCUUUGUAGUUGUCUAAUGUUGUACUUAGUAAGUGUGCGUCAUUAAUGCUGUAUUCUCCUAGCUAUUAUAGAAAAUUGUUCAAAUAAAGGUAUGGAUAUAAUG